Messenger RNA from Oenanthe melanoleuca, 1861 nucleotides. It is a transcript of the gene PNPO, whose product is annotated as pyridoxamine 5'-phosphate oxidase. Lineage: Eukaryota; Metazoa; Chordata; Aves; Passeriformes; Muscicapidae. The record is from RefSeq and is a predicted model, not a curated record. Bases 8 to 550 code for a protein of 180 amino acids. Gene Ontology annotation, molecular function: pyridoxamine phosphate oxidase activity; FMN binding. The transcript has 6 exons. Gene Ontology annotation, biological process: pyridoxal 5'-phosphate biosynthetic process; pyridoxine biosynthetic process.
CAACGCCAUGUGCCUGGCCACCUGCACCAGGGACGGGAAACCCUCGGCCCGGAUGGUUCUGCUGAAGGGAUUCGGGCAGGACGGGUUCCGCUUCUUCACCAACUACGAGAGCAGGAAGGGCAGGGAGCUGGAUUCCAAUCCCUUCGCUUCCCUCGUUUUCUACUGGGAGCCGCUCUGCCGGCAGGUGCGGAUCGAGGGCUCGGUGAAGCGGCUGCCGGAGGAGGAGUCCGAGCGCUACUUCCACUCCCGCCCCAAGGGCAGCCAGAUCGGGGCUCUGGCCAGCAGGCAGAGCUCCGUCAUCCCGGACCGCGAGUACCUGAGGAAGAAGAACGCGGAGCUGGAGGAGCGCUACCGGGACACGACCGUGCCCAGACCGGACUAUUGGGGCGCGUACAUCGUGGAGCCGGAGGUGCUGGAGUUCUGGCAGGGCCAGACGAACCGGCUGCACGACCGGAUCGUGUUCCGGCGGCUGCGGGACCGCGCGGCGCCGCUCGGGGCCGCGACGCACCGGGGACACGGGGACUGGGUCUACGAGCGCCUCUCGCCCUGAGCGCGGCGCUGCUGCCGCUCCCGAGUGUCGCCGGUGUCGCGGCCACCCCGCCCUGUCCCUUGUCGUGCGCUGGGAAACGCCCUCGGAGCCGCCCUCAGCCCCGGCGGGUCCCCAAAUCCGGUCGGUGGUUAAUUAACCGUGUUAAUUGUGCGGGGUACGGCUGUGACCCCAGUGAUGUCCGUGUCCCUGUCCCUGUUCCUGUGCUUCGAAAUGAGCUCAGAGCUGUUCUCAUCUCCGGUGUGUCCCCAGAUCCAUCUCCAGACGUUCCCGGUGGUUAAUUAACCGUGUUAAUUGUGCGAGGUCCGUCUGUGAUCCCAGUGAUGUCCCUGUCCGUGUCCCUGUCCCUGUCCCUCAUCCUGUGCUGGGAAAUGGGUUCAGAGCUGCGUGGUGUGUCCCCAAAUCCAUCUCCUGGCGUUCCUGGUGGUUAAUUAACCGUGUUAAUUACUUGUGCAGGGGGGCGGUGACCCCAGUGACUCCUUUGUCCCUGUCCCUGUCCCGCGAAAUGAGUUCAGAGCUGUUCUCAUCUCUGGUGUGUCCCCAAAUCCAUCUCCAGGCGCUGCUGGUGAUUAAUUAAUCGUGUUAAUGAUUGUGCAGGGUCCGGCUGGGAUCCCAGUCCCUGUCCCAGUCCCUGUCCCUGUCCCUGUCCCUGUCCCCCAGAAUGAGUUCAGAGCUGUUCUCAUCCCUGGUGUGUCCCCAAAUCCAUCUCCUGGCGUUCCUGGUGGUUAAUUAAUCGUGUUAAUGAUUGUGCAGGGUCCGGCUGGGAGCCCAGUGACCCCCUUGUCCCUGUCCCCGUCCCCGUCCCCGUCCCCGUCCCUGUCCCCGUCCCCGUCCCUGUCCCUGUCCCUGUCCCUGUCCCUGUCCCUGUCCCACCUCUGUCCCUGUCCCUGUCCCCGUCCCUAUACCCGUCCCUGUCCCCGUCCCUGUCCCCGUCCCCGUCCCUGUCCCUGUCCCCGUCCCUGUCCCCGUCCCUGUCCCUGUCCCUGUCCCCCAAAAUGAGUUCAGAGCUGUUCUCAUCCCUGGUGUGUCCCCAAAUCCAUCUCCCGGCGCUCCUGGUGAUUAAUUAAUCGUGUUAAUGAUUGUGCAGGGUCCGGCUGUGACCUCAGUGAUCCCCCUGUCCCUGUCCGGCCGCUCCCGCCUCUCUCUCCAUGUUUUAGCUGGAAUCGUGGAAUGUGCUCAGUUCCCAACCCAUUGUUGCUGUUUUUUAAUUAACUUGAAUUAUGUCUCCGCUGUCCCAGAGCCGUGAGAGCCCAACCCUCACCCCGUCCCCUCCUCCAGCUGCUUGCACAAAAAUAAAUCUGGAUUUUUGCGGAA